Messenger RNA from Sphaerodactylus townsendi, 1826 nucleotides. It is a transcript of the gene KLF16, whose product is annotated as Kruppel like factor 16. The transcript has 2 exons. The coding region runs from base 339 to 971 and encodes 210 amino acids. Gene Ontology annotation, molecular function: RNA polymerase II cis-regulatory region sequence-specific DNA binding; DNA-binding transcription factor activity, RNA polymerase II-specific. Lineage: Eukaryota; Metazoa; Chordata; Lepidosauria; Squamata; Sphaerodactylidae. The record is from RefSeq and is a predicted model, not a curated record. Gene Ontology annotation, biological process: regulation of transcription by RNA polymerase II.
GGUGCCGCUCCCGCCUGGGUCAGCCGGCCAGUCCGUUCCCGGCCAGGACUCCUCGUGAGCAGAGCCGGGCGUCCGAGGCGCGCCACUCCCCUGCCGGCCGCGACCUCUGGGCUCCGCCCCGCCCUUCCCCGGCCCCUCCUUCCCCGGGAUCCGACGUGCCGAGAGGUGGAGACUGGCUGGGGAGGAGGAGGAGGAGGAGGAGGAGGAGGGUCACCCGCCACUGGCCGACCUGGAGGCACCCCGGCGGGGCGGAGCCGUGCGCCAGGGCGCGGCACCCCCGUCCUCGCCUCCCAGCGCGGCCGGCCGGCGCGCCCCCGACGACGCCCAGGCCAGGCGGGAUGUCGGGCUUGGACUACCUGGCGGCCGAGUGCCUGGUGUCCAUCUCCAGCGGGGCCCUCGUCCACCCGCCCGCCCCCCCGGAAGACUGGACGCCGCGCCCCGGCUGCCGCUCGGCAGCGCUCCCCAACGGGCUGGGUCCGGCGCCGCUGCCCGGCGGAGGGGGCCCGCUGGCGGGCGGCUGCGCGGCUCUCCCGGAGAGGCCCCGGCGAGCCCCCGACGGCGCGCCCGGCCCGGCCGCCCCGUCGCCCAAGAGGCACCGGUGCCCUUUCCAAGACUGCGCCAAGAUCUACGGCAAGUCGUCGCACCUGAAGGCGCAUCUCCGGACGCACACCGGUGAGAGGCCUUUCCCCUGCACCUGGCCCGGCUGCCAGAAGAGGUUUGCCCGCUCCGAUGAGCUGGCCCGUCAUCUGCGCACGCACACCGGAGAGAAGCGCUUCGCCUGCCCGCUCUGCGACAAGCGUUUCAUGCGCAGCGACCACCUGACCAAGCACGCCCGGCGCCACCCUGCCUUCCAGCCGGGGAUGGUCCGACGGCCCAACUGCCACAGCGCGUCCCCCAGCGACUCGGCUGCGAGCAGUCUGGCCGGGAGCCCUGCCCCAGACAGCCCCACCUCUGACAGCCCCGCCCCUUAAAAGGCUCGGGACGGAAACCCCGGCAGGCCUGGUGCUCUGUGCUUCUCGGAAAGAUGCCAUCCCAAACCUCAGAAGACGCCGGGUGGCCGUUCUGUGUGGUGAAACUUUGCAAUCCAAUAGUUCUCUCCCCCACCGUCGGUCUGGAGUUCCCACAACUGGGAGAUGCCCCUCGGCUCCAGCUGCCGAGCCCAGUGGAAUCCCCCAGAUCUAUGCAGUGACAGUGAUAAGCAUCUCAGCCAGAUAGGAUAUUUCUAAUCAAUGCCCUUUGAAUCUAGCAUUCUCCCCCUGCAUCAGAGCAGUUGCGUCUGUUCCCCCGGCAUGAGAGACUCUGCGACUGGCAUCCACGCUCCCAUGAAGAUUUUUAACCCGCCGUUUGCUGCCGCUCCCCGGUAUUUGGGAACAGAAGGCCGCGGAGUCCAAGACCUGUCCUACCCAGCUAUCCAUUUCCACCCUAAACUGGAGCCUGCUGGAAAAUUCAGUCCUUUGUUUUUUUCCCCCCUAGUGCCAAAGGUAUUCUGCCCCUGAACAUGGAGGAUCCAUUCUUCACUGUCAUGGCCAGCCGCAAUGGAUGAGAGACAACAGCGCUACUUUUCCUGAAUGGGGCAGAUCCUUUUAAACGUAGGCCCCCCUGCAUCCUUUCGCCGUGAAUUCUAUACAUUGCUUAGAUGUUGAACGGAGAAGGAAUUUCAGACGUGAGGCUGUUUCAGCCGGGCCCUGGCUGUGUCUGGCGUGGUCAGACUCAGUUAUACCGUUUCCUUCGCUUCCACCCCCCCCCCCCCCCCAAAUUGCUCCCCCUUGGCUUACGUGGUUGCAUCCCUCUCCUAUUUUUCUGAACUUAAUAUAAGGAUUAGUUGU